Molecule: messenger RNA, 1057 nt
Organism: Colius striatus (speckled mousebird)
Lineage: Eukaryota; Metazoa; Chordata; Aves; Coliiformes; Coliidae
Gene: TMEM101
Product: transmembrane protein 101
Exons: 4
Coding region: 1-774 (257 amino acids)
Biological process (GO): positive regulation of canonical NF-kappaB signal transduction
Source: RefSeq, a predicted model, not a curated record
AUGGCGGCGGCGCGCGGGUGGCGGCGGCGCGCGCUGCGGCUGCUGACGGCCGGCGGCGGGGUCCUGCUGACGCGCUUCCCGUUCUGGCACUGCCUCAGCGGGCUGCUGCUCUGCGCCGAGCGCGCCGCCGCCCGCCGGAAGCCAGACAUCCCCGUGCCCUACCUGUACGUGGACAUGGGGGUGGCCGUGCUCUGCGCCAGCUUCAUGUCCUUCGGCGUCAAGCGCCGCUGGUUCGCGCUGGGGGCCGCGCUGCAGCUGGCCGUGGCCACCUACGCCGCCCACGUCAGCGGCCACGUCCACUACGGCGACUGGCUGAAGGUGCGGAUGUACUCCCGGACUAUUGCCAUCAUCGGCGGCUUCCUCAUCCUGGCCAGCGGCGCCGGCGAGCUGUACCGGCAGAAGCCGCGCAGCCGCUCCCUGCAGUCCACGGGACAGGUCUUCCUCGGUAUCUACCUCAUCUGCCAGGCCUACUCCCUGCAGCACAGCAAGGAGGACCGCCUGGCCUACCUGAACCACCUCCUGGGUGGGGAGCUCGCCCUCCAGCUCCUCUUCAUCCUCUACGGCCUCCUGGCCCUCGCCUUCCUGUCGGGCUACUACGUGCGCGCGGCGGCGCAGGUGCUGGCGGUGCUGCUGCCCCUCGCCAUCCUCCUCAUCGACGGCAACAUCGGCUACUGGCACGACUCGCGCCGCGUCGAGUUCUGGAACCAGAUGAAGCUCAUCGGGCAAAACGUCGGCAUCUUCGGAGCCGUCGUCAUCCUGGCCACAGACGGCUGAGCUGGGACUGGAGGGCGCAGGGCGGUGGGGAUGGGGGGAGGCUUUUUUAAACAAUCACUGCUAUUUAUUCUCUUUUUUUUUUUAAUUACUGUUGGUAAAUAUUUGAUAAUUUUGCCAGAGGAGUGGGCAGCCGCUGCCCCGGGGAUGUAGGGGAGCCAAGGGGGGCUCCUGCUCGUGGGGAGCUGGCCACUGUGUGGCUGGGCCCCCUCCCCACCAAGCUGUGUGACCCCCCCCAACCUCCCAGCUGUAUUUUUACUGAUGAAACAAGAAACCUUUCACGUCG